Molecule: messenger RNA, 633 nt
Organism: Argiope bruennichi
Lineage: Eukaryota; Metazoa; Arthropoda; Arachnida; Araneae; Araneidae
Gene: MED10
Product: mediator of RNA polymerase II transcription subunit 10-like
Exons: 4
Coding region: 127-531 (134 amino acids)
Biological process (GO): positive regulation of transcription by RNA polymerase II
Cellular component (GO): chromatin; mediator complex
Molecular function (GO): transcription coregulator activity
Source: RefSeq, a predicted model, not a curated record
AUAGAAAUUUUCUUUAAGCCUUGGAAGUAAUUUGAGUUCUAGUAGUGUAUGUGGACGCAAGAGAGAGGGAGAUAAUCUGUAAUUGUUUGGAAAUAUUGAAUUAGCAUCUUUCACUUAAUUUAUAAAAUGUCUUCUGCUUUAGAGAAUUUGGAAGGAAACUUAGAAUUAUUUAUUGAAAAUGUGCGCCAGUUGGGCAUCAUUGUGAGCGAUUUCCAACCACAGGGACAAACAAUAUUGAAUCAAAAAAUAGCUCAGAUGGUUACUUACAUGCAGGAAAUUGAUAAAUGUAAAAAUCAAGUUCAAGACCUUCAGGUUCCUCUUGAAGUUUUUGAGUAUAUUGAUCAAGGUAGGAAUCCGCAAUUAUAUACCAAAGAUUGUAUGGAAAAAGCUUUGAACAAGAAUGAAGUUGUCAAAGGAAAAAUUGAUUCCUACAGGCGCUUCAAAGGACUGUUACUUGUAGAGUUGAGUAAAGUAUUCCCUAAUGAAAUGGCUAAAUAUCGAGCUAUAAGAGGUGAUGACAGACCCUCAUGAAAAUUUGUAUCAUGAAUAAUCAUUUGUAUAUAAGUCUUUUAUGUAUGUGUGUACUGUAGAUCUACAUAUCCUUUAAUAAAAUAAAUGCCUUCUAAAAAAAUA